Molecule: messenger RNA, 1704 nt
Organism: Cercospora beticola
Lineage: Eukaryota; Fungi; Ascomycota; Dothideomycetes; Mycosphaerellales; Mycosphaerellaceae
Source: RefSeq, a predicted model, not a curated record
AUGAUGGCACUAUCAUCAGGGUUGAGGCGCAGAGUCAAGAGAUUCCAGGUCCCGCAGCCUGAGACGGGAACCUAUGCGAUUGAUCAUUAUACUUCUCCUGAUCUCGUACCUUUGACCGAGGACCGUCGACGAUGGGGAACCUGGGACUACAUCGCAUACUGGUCCACGGGUAGUUUCGCCAUUUAUAAUUAUUCCACAGGCUCCGCGCUUAUUGCAUUUGGAUUGAGUGGAAAACAGGCACUCGGUGCGGGGAUCUUCUCACCGAUCGUUUUGGCGGCUUUGGCUGUUUUGUGCGGCUGGAUGGGUGGCAGUCAUCACAUCACCUACAACGUCGCUGCUCGAUCCUGUUGGGGCCUGCGAGGAACGUACUUACCAAUCUUGAUCCGAGUUCUGCCGGGCAUUGUGUGGAAUGGAAUCGAAGGAUGGUGGGGAGCACAGGCUGUUUCCACGUGUAUUGGAACGAUGUCGAUCUCUUGGGCUGAGUGGUCGCAUCCGCUCGCCGGAGGGACAAUGGAGUUGAAGGAUUUGAUUGGAUUCAUCAUUUACAACGUUCUCUAUGCUUUCGUCUUAUGGAUCCCACCAGAGAAGCUCGAUCGCCCGUUCUUGAUCUCGUUUGCAUGUUUCACAUGCACUGUGUUUGGGAUCUUGAUCUGGGCAGUAAAGCACGCAGACGGGACAGCAGGUCCAUAUUUCGCCCAUGAUUACAAGUCAGACUCCGUUUUGGCAGAUUCGACAGCAUGGGCAGUCGUCUAUGGCGCCACAGCUGUGCUGGGGAACAUGGGAACUGUCACUCUCGGAAACGCAAACUGGUGUCGUCUGGCCAGAAUCAGCAACACCAAAUCCAUGACAGUCCAGGUGAUUGCAUUGGUGAUCUGUGUCUAUUCCGUCUUUGCAAUUGGCAUCAUCGCGACAUCGGCUGCAAGUCAAGCACUAGGAGACACUUAUUGGCAACCUUAUCUCCUGUUGAGAGAGAUACAAUUCUUUGCAUCUGCCGGCUGCGCCUGGGCACAGAUCUGCGUCAAUGUGAUCCUCAACUCCACAGCAGUUGCUAUGGACCUGCAGGCCUGGGCUCCGAAAUGGCUCAACAUUCGCAGAGGAGCAUACAUAAUUGCAGCUAUUGGUAUCGCGGUAAAUCCCUGGCAACUCACCGUGAAUGCGCAAACGUUUAUCGCAGUCCUCAACGGCUUCGGAAACUUCUACGGACCGUGCUCUGGAAUCCUGGUCACGGAUUUCUGGAUCGUACGGAAAAGACUCAUCAAGAUGGAUGAUUUGUAUCGUGGUAACAGUGCUUCAAUCUACUGGUAUUACAAAGGCUUCAACUGGAGAGCGUAUGCUGCUUUCCUCAUUGGCGUCAUACCUGCAAUGCCCGGAUAUGUCACCAGCGUCAGCGACUUGGAUCGCGCUCCAAAUUCGGCUAUGAAACUCAGUCGUCUGGGUUUCUUGACAGGCUUCUUCAUAUCUUCGCUCACGUUCUGGUUCCUGAGCACGAUACUCCCUCCUCCUGGCAUCGGGCACGGUACAAAGGCCCACAAUGAGGAUGAGCUCAUUCUACCGACUGGUUAUCGACAAGAUUGUCCGACGCAGGGAAAGUAUUCUGUGCCGAUCGAUGGGGUCACAUUGUCUCGCGAAAGCGAGAGUGAAAAGCGAGAGGAGGUUUAUGAUAGAGGGGAAGGACUAAAGGGAUCAGUGAUAACAAAAGUUUGA